CUGGGUUUAUCGUUCGUUGGGAUUUCUUCUUCCUACUCAGACCCUCCUCCACAAAAUCUUCUCUUCGGCGUCCGAUAGCUCCUGCCAGUGCCGGCGUUCUAGAAUCGUUGUCUUCUCCUUCCUCAAGCUGGGGGAAAAGCAGAAGGUUGAAAGAAUGGAAAAGGGCAUAGGAGGAUUCAUGGAGAUUACCAGAGAGAUCAAAUAAAAGGUAGCAGGGGAAAGCCCUUGCACUGCACUUUAUCUUCUCAAACACAUAUUAUCCCUUGGAAGGGUGUAUAAAGAUGCCAAUAGUUUCUUCUAUGAGUUCUAUCUCAUUUCCUUCUCUUUUCCCCCUUCCACCUUCCCAUCGAUCUCGAACUUGUCUUCAAUUCCAACCUCAUGCAUUUUGCUAUCAUCAUCACUGUGAUCGAGAUCAUCACAAAUGUUUUCCUUCACUCUCAUCUCCAUUCUUUCCACUCCGUUUGUCCUACACUUGUCAAUCAUCACAUGGUACCGCAGUUCCUUCAAAUGAAGAAGCUACCUCUGUUAUAGACUUUGAGGAAAUAACGGAGAAAGAUUGGUCAUUUUUAGAAUCUGAUGGCACGCAUUCCCAGGAAGAGUGUAACCAAAAGAUUGAUCGGAUCAUCUCUGCCGGAGAGAUUGGAGAGGCUUCUAGGGUUUUGGUUUCGAUUGGUUCCGAAGGGUUUGUUGAUCGGAUGGUUGAUUCCUCGCCUUUUGAUUUUUUGGUUGUCAUCCAUGACUCACUUCUUGUAUUAGCCCUCAUUAAAGAAAAAUAUGACAAGAUUAAGUGUUGGCAAGGAGAACUAAUAUAUGUACCAGAAAAUUGGACGCCGUUUGAUGUUGUGUUUCUCUAUUUCCUGCCUGCACUGCCCUUCAAGCUUGGUGAGGUUUUUGAAGCACUCUCCAAAUAUUGUUUGCCAGAUGCAAGAGUGAUAAUUAGCCAUCCCCAAGGAAGAGAAGUGUUAAAGCAGCAGCGACAGCAAUAUCCUGAUGUUAUCAUCUCCGAUUUGCCUGAGAAAACCACUUUGCAGAAGGUUGCGGCUGAUUUUUCUUUCAAGCUUACUGAAUUUGUCGAUGAGUCUGAGUUUUACCUUGCUGUUUUGAAGUAUUGCAAGGCAAAACAAAACCCAGAGGAAUAACCUUUUGCUUCUCUCUAAGCUUCCUUGUCUAAUAUGAAUUCAAUUAACAUUUUAUUUGUGCAGUAUGGCAAUCUUUGUGGGUCAUUCUAGGCCUGUUUGUGUUGGUGGAAAACAUUUUAUCUGAAAAUUGAUUUCCCAAUUUCCGUUGA
Malania oleifera is the source of this 1288-nucleotide messenger RNA. RefSeq lists its product as uncharacterized. The coding region runs from base 282 to 1139 and encodes 285 amino acids. The record is from RefSeq and is a predicted model, not a curated record. The transcript has 4 exons. Lineage: Eukaryota; Viridiplantae; Streptophyta; Magnoliopsida; Santalales; Ximeniaceae.